AUGGCACAUGUUGGUAGUACAUACGAAUAUUGUCAGAUUAUUUCUGCUCAUAUUAAAGAACAGAAUGAGCUUGUCACACCUUUUCCACUUUCAAAACAACCAUUUGGACGGUUAGAACUUAGUGAGACGGAGCAUCGGUAUUUUCAUACUCAAGCAACGGAAUUAUUAGGAUCGGCGUUGAAAGAAUAUGAAGAAUUUGUACUCAUACGUCAUCGUCAAGUGGAUCGAUUACGUUGGAAACCAUUGAAAAGUCAUGAAAAUCUUACAGUCUAUCGCGAAUCAAGGUCUUAUGCUGUUGAGGAUGAAAAUGCCGUCGCACGGGCAGCUACUACGGCACCUACGUCAUUUUCCCGACCUUAUUGUACAUCCCGAUCAAGUUUGAGUUCAGGAGGAUCUGGACCCGGUUCAAUCUCGUUACCAGCACAUCAAGUAACGGAGCUAGAACUUCUCACGGGAUGGGGCCCGACAGCUACAGAAGCUCGGGAGCGGAAGAUGAGAGCAAAGAGCAAGUCCGUUAGUGCUAAUAGUACAUUGAAGCAAAUGCCGACGUUAUUAGGAGUGGGAAAUAUCAUUGGAUCGUUGGAAGACGUCAUGUAUGGCGUGGCUGCCCCAGAUUGCGCUAGUAUGGCACUAAAUAACGCCUAUUUGCAUGAAGACGUGCUGGAUGGAGAUGUACUGGCUGCUAUUGAAGCUCCAACACAACGAAGUCCUUUCCGCUUUCUAGGAAUCAAAUGGCUCGUCAAGUCUACCAUGGGUGGCAAUUCCAAGCACAAAGUUGUAUCACCAAGAGAUUUGGUAUACCUUGAAGCAACAGGAAUGAUUACGCGAGGCGACGGUGUAAGGAUUGGAUACCAAGUUAUGCACUCGGUUAAGUUGCGCGGUUGUCCUGAAUUGAGCGACUCCCAUGGUGUGAUUCGAGCGCGAUGUGAAAGUGUACAUCUUUUCAUUGAGCUGGACACUAAGACAGUCGAUGUGUUUCUCAAGUCCAACGUAACGCCAAACGGAAGGAUCUCCGAGUCUGCAGUAAUGCAGAGCUGUGCGGAUUCGCUCUUAUUUUGUGGUAAGACUGUACAGAGCUCGCAGAACAAGAAGCUCGCGUGGCAACUAGAAUGCGUCAGUAACCUUCGACGCGCACGCGGGCAGGAGAAGAAGGGCAAGGCGACACAUUGCAGUGUUUGCAACAAGACUUUUAAUCGAAUUCUUCGACACAGCUUCGAGUGCAAUUUGUGCUCGUCUGCAAUGUGCUCCAAAUGCUGCGUCGAGCGCACGCUGAAAAGUGUGGAUGCGUCAGGCGAGAAUCGGCACACUAACAAAUCUGUCUCGACGAUUGUUGUUGAGCUCUGCACAAGCUGCGUUGCCGCGAAUUUACAAAAAAGUGCUCUGAUGCUUGCGCGAGAAGAAGUGACGUCUGGACGUUUUGGACGUGUUUCGAACAGCUUGCUGCAUUCUCGUGGAAGUGACAACUCGGGGGAGGGUAUAUCUUCGCUUGGUACUAUUGCCCUUGAAGAUAUUCCGGGGCAACGUGAGCAUCACACACGUCCUCCACGUCGAUCGGAGGGGAGUACUCGAAAAUGUUAUCAGUCGAGGGAAAAUAGGAGAAGUCACCGCGAACAAGGCUCGUCCCGCGAAGGCUUUGUUCUAGGUAACAGCGGCAAAGACCAGCAAAACCAGUGUGCAUAUGGGAAUGUACCCGAGUCAUUACCAAAACGAGGUAAUACGUAUCGCGAGUCGCCGCCGUCGCACCCGAGUAAGCAUCGUGAUCCGCCCAAGAUCCGCCGAACCCGGUCCGGAAGUCAUGAUUUCACAAGUUCAAAUAUGCAUGCGCAUCAGCCAACCUUUAGGCGAGGACGUUCUGGUGAGGUUCGUUGCCAUAUGCAACGAGCUGAGGACGGUAUUAGAUCAGACCGCAACAACGACAAUUUUGCACCACCUGAAAGCAAUUUGGGGAGCCGCCAUAACUCUGUGUAUAACAGCACUCCUUUGAAGCUUAAUAACAUGGAAAGAGGUGACCGUGGUAUGGCGAUGUACCUUUGUGACCUGGAAGGCGUUUCGCCUUACAAAUUUAGCAAAGAGAGCAUCAGAAAUACCACAAGCUCAAGUGAGAGCAGCUUGGCAGCGAUAGACGUAGCGGGCAUGGAUGUGGAAGAGCCUGAAGUUGAGGAGCACGACAUUGAAUCCCGUGGUACUUUCGACAGUUUUAGUGACCUUCUUGAAAUCCAUGAUGACCUGGAUGACGUCUACGAGACAUUGGACACAAAGGAUAUGGCGGCUGUGAAACGAUCUUCUCAGGUUAAUAGCAGGCUAUGGAAACAGAUUGCCGAACUUCGCGAUGCUGCUGAAAACGUUUACCAGUACACGAAAGAGAGUACUGCAAUGCACGUGACUCAGGGUGGUUCGAUACGAUCUCCAGAGUGCGCUCUGGGGGGUAGAGCACACCCAUAA
This is a messenger RNA of Peronospora belbahrii, 2442 nucleotides long. Lineage: Eukaryota; Oomycota; Peronosporomycetes; Peronosporales; Peronosporaceae. The record is from the annotation of a GenBank genome assembly.